AUGUCCAUCACGACUUGCGACUUGUCUCCAUCACGACAUCACGACUACGACUUGCGCAAAGAAUGGCGAUUUUAUUCAGCACCAAUGGUUCGAUAUUCUAAACUUCCCUUUCGAAAACUCCUCCGUUUGUACGAUGUCGACUGUUGUUUCACUCCGAUGAUUUAUGCGGAAAACUUCUUGGAAAGUGAACUCUGCAGAAGUAGUGAAUUUACGACAGCUGAUGAUGAUAGGCCACUAAUCGUUCAAUUUGCCGCAAGGGAUCCAGUGAUAUUUGCUUCAGCUGCUGAACUUGUUUACAAGUAUUCCUCUGGCGUUGAUUUGAAUUGCGGGUGCCCAAAAAGUGAUGUUCGUUCUCGUGGAUUUGGUAGCAGUUUAUUGAGUGAGCCGGAACUUCUUGCUGAUAUUGUCCGUCAUACUCGGGCCAAAAUCUCUGAUUCAAAUUUUUCGAUAUCGCUGAAAGUGCGCAUUCAAUACCCACUCGAAAAGACGAUUGAUUUAUGUAAGAAAGCCGAAGCCGCUGGCGUUAGUCAUUUAACGGUACAUGGACGCACUCCAUCACAGCGCUUAGAACCGCCCGACUACGAUGCGAUUGCUUUAAUUAAAUCAUGUAUUAACGUCCCGAUUGUUGCGAAUGGCGAUAUCACCAGUCGAAAUCAGGCGUUAGAGAUAUUGGAAAGGACAAAGUGUGACGGUGUCAUGUCGGCAAAUGGGCUCUUGGAAAAUCCUGCUUUGUUCGCAGGGCAUGAAUCAACCCCGAAGGAUUGUAUAGAGAACUUUUUAUCUAUUACUGCCAUUCAUGGGAUGACCUACAUGUUGUUUCAUCAACAUUUAAUCAUGAUGCUCAGAAAUGUCCUAACUCCUCCUCAGCGCAAAAUUUUCAACGAACUUUCAAGUCGGCCGGCUAUACUAGAUUUUUCUCUUCGAAAAUCGGAGUCUCACGUGUGCGACAAGGCGCAGCAUUGUGCCCCCUUGAUGAACUCCCUUCCAGUAUCAUGCGCUCGGCCGCCGACAUUACAGCCGAGAGUGCGAGCGGCGAACAGUCAACGAGCCUCUUUUCCACCAGCUCGACCGCAUCGAAAACAUUCCGUCGAAUUUGUCGACAUCCAGGAAGUGCUACAAAUCUCCAGAGAUCUGAAGGCCAAGAAAAACCAGACGGGAGUUUUUCCGAGUCCAGUCUUCAACGAUUACACCCCAGCACCGAGUAUUCAAAUCCACGGACCACGACGUCACUCCGAAGUGACCGUUUUGCCGACGAAACUUCACACACCAUCGCGUUUCGAGCGCUUCACAAUGAGUGGAUACAGAGUUGUGCGUCGCUUGAAAUCGAGUCUCCUUUCAUGCGUUUGCUCGAUGGAAGCUGAUCAAAAAUGUACGAUCGGAUACGCCGAUCUGAAC
This is a messenger RNA of Mesorhabditis belari, 1395 nucleotides long. The record is from the annotation of a GenBank genome assembly. NCBI's taxonomy places the organism in Eukaryota, Metazoa, Nematoda, Chromadorea, Rhabditida, Rhabditidae.